AUGGCACCCCACGGAUGGUCGACCGAUUUCGUGUUUGAUCCGAAAGCGCUGGUCGCCACCAAGCAUGCGCGCGCCAAGCAUGUCGGUGGCAUGCGCCACGGUACAACGACGGCCCCGUCCGCGCCUGCCUUCUCGCUCUGCAACGCCGCCUUGGCGGUGCUGACCAUCGAAGGUCUCUACCUCUCCGGUAUGACACUCGAUCCAACCGUCGAGCAUUCCAACAUGCCGCCCGAGCCACCGAAACCACGCCGUCGCCACCCGCGAACGACAAAGGCACACAGCAUGGUGCGUCGCAAACGCCCCGUGGACCACAAGGCCAACCGCACGCUGAGCCAGCCCCGUUAG
Molecule: messenger RNA, 345 nt
Organism: Saprolegnia diclina VS20
Lineage: Eukaryota; Oomycota; Saprolegniomycetes; Saprolegniales; Saprolegniaceae
Exons: 1
Coding region: 1-345 (114 amino acids)
Source: RefSeq, a predicted model, not a curated record